Messenger RNA from Aphidius gifuensis, 2669 nucleotides. It is a transcript of the gene Mp, whose product is annotated as collagen alpha-1(XV) chain. The record is from RefSeq and is a predicted model, not a curated record. The transcript has 13 exons. NCBI's taxonomy places the organism in Eukaryota, Metazoa, Arthropoda, Insecta, Hymenoptera, Braconidae. Bases 118 to 2568 code for a protein of 816 amino acids.
GUUUUUAGCAGUUUAAUGUCUCGCCAAUAAUGUGUCUACAGAUUGACGGUUAUUAUACUGGCGUUUUCAAGUGGAACCAUAACGGAUGCUGAUUUAUACAGUAAAAAAAAAGAUUUAAUGUAUGAUAUGUUAUAUGCCGCGAUACCAACUACUGACAAUCAAGAUCAAUACAUUGAUAGUGGUCCUGAUGGAUUACCAGCAUUUGGCUUUCGCAUUGGAUCAGAAGUUAAACAACCAUAUCGAUUAUGUUUACCUGAAAAAUUACCAAGUGAAUUUACUAUUGUCAUAUCAAUUAAACCAAUGACUGAAGAAACAAGUUAUAUAUUUGCAGUACUUAAUCCAUUUGAUACAAUUAUUCAACUUGGAAUUCGUUUAUUGGAAGUUGUUAAAUCAACUCAAAUCAUAUCAUUAAUAUAUACUGAUUCAGAUGAUCAUUCUCAUUCAGAAGAAAUAGCUCAAUUUACAGUGCCAAGUUUAUAUACAAAAUGGUCACUUAUUGUGAUCAAAGUGUCUUCCAAAAAUAUUACACUUUAUCUUGAUUGCCAUGAAAUUGGAACGAAAAUUGUUACUCGAAGUCCUCAAGAGCUUGUUUUUGAUGCUGCAAGUACUCUAUACAUUGGACAAGCUGGUCCACAUGUUCGUGAAAAAUUUGACGGCUUACUUCAAACACUGAGGCUUUAUUCAGGCCUUCAAGAUAACAUAACUAAUUGUUAUCAUAAGAAUAUAAUAGCAGCAAAAAAUGGAUUGCCAGUUGUAAAAGAGGAUACAAGUCCAUUUGGUCGACCAGGUCAAAAAGGAGAAACAGGACUUCCAGGACCCAGAGGAAUACGUGGUGAUAAUGGUCAAAAAGGUGAAAAAGGAGACAAAGGAAAUAUGGGUAUUCAGGGUUUAAAAGGUGAGACAGGAUUAACCGGACUUCCUGGAGAACGUGGUAAACCUGCUGAAAAAGGAGAAAAAGGAGAUACUGGACCACCAGGACAUUGUACAUUGGGUGAUAGAGUAUCAUCUGAUAUUCUUAUUGAUCCAGGAACACUGCAGUAUGGAGUUACAGGAAAAUUUGGUUUACGUGGUUACAAAGGUGAUACUGGUACAAAAGGACAAAAAGGCGAAAAAGGUUCAUGUAUAACACAAAAGCUACCUGAACUAGAUAAAUUUAAAAAUUCUCAAGGUGCUAAAGGUGAACCUGGUAAAGAUGGUAUACCUGGAUAUCCAGGUAAUCCUGGUAUGAAAGGAGAUCGUGGUGAAAAAGGUCCACCGGGUUUAUCAUCAAUUGGUGAUUUUAGUAAUCUUGCAUCAACACUCAAAGGAGACAAAGGAAAUGAAGGUAAACGUGGUAGAAGAGGUCGACCAGGUCCAAUGGGUCCACCUGGUAAACCAGGUGAUAUUGGUGGACUUGAAAUAGAUGAAUUAGUGUUAAAAGGUCAGAAAGGACAAAUUGGACAACCAGGUCCUCCUGGAUUACCUGGUCAACAAGGACUUCCAGGCCCUUCUGGACCACCUGGACCACCUGGUCCACCUGGGUCUGUACAACUUCCGAGUAUACCAAUUUCUAUACUAGAUGAUAGUCAUAAAAUUAAAGAAUCAACUCUAUCGAGUCUUCCUGGUGUAUCAAUUCUUAAUAAUGAUAAACUCAAUAAACAUAAUGAUGUUACAAAUUUAAAAUAUGAUUAUCAAGAACAUGAUAAUUCUGGAGAUGGUUCUAGCUCAGUUUUAACGAAAAAUAUGAAAAAAUUAACAACACAAAUAGUUCCAGGUGCUAUUAUUUUUCAAGAUAAGAGUGCACUCACUGAGAUGUCAACUAUAAGCCAAGUUGGAACACUAGCAUAUAUUGUCGAUGAAGAAGCUUUACUUGUAAAAGUAAAUUUUGGAUGGCAGUACAUAUCUCUUGGAUCAUUAUUAUCAAUACCAACAUCUUCUCAAUCUACUGUUGAGCUAUCAUCAUCAUCAUCAGUCACUCCAUCAUACGGACUGUCUAAUUUAAUUGAACAAAAUAAAAAAAAAAAAAUUGAAGAUAAUGGGGUACAUCCAAGGAAUCCAAAAAUGUUGAGAAUAGCUGCACUAAAUGAUCCAACAACAGGUGACAUGCAUGGAAUUAAAAGUGCAGAUUAUGCAUGUUAUAGACAAGCACGAAGAAAUGGAUUUGAUGGAUCAUUUCAGGCAUUAUUGAGCUCUCGAACACAUAAUAUUGAGGAUAUAAUAAAACAAGAAGAUAGAAAUAUUCCAAUUGUAAAUCUUAAAGGUGAAAUAUUAUUUAACUCAUGGAAUGAAAUGAUUAAUCGUAAUGGAGCAUAUUCAACGACAAAACCACGUAUUUACACUUUUAAUGGAAAAGACAUACUGACUGAUUUUUCAUGGUUUCAUAAAAAAAUAUGGCUGGGUUCACCACUUGAUGGAGAUCAAGUUGUAGACUUGGAUUGUGAUGCUUGGCGUUCUGAAAGUACUGAACAUUAUGGUUUAGUAUCAUCAAUAAUAAAUGGCUUUUUACAUGAAUCAAUACGUUAUUCAUGUAAAACAAAACUAGCCAUUCUAUGUGUAGAAAUGAAUACUGAAGAAUAUGAAAAACGUUGAAGCUUAUAUUGAUACCAAUUGUAACGAGUUAACUGAUUAAUAUUAAUGAUAAUUAUAAUAAUUAUGGAUCAAUAAAUAUUAAUAAUUACAGCAAUAUCAAA